CAGGGGGCGCGCGGGAGCGCUGCCGCCCCUUCCGGCCGCCGCCGCGAUGCCGAUGAAGGGCCGCUUCCCGGUGCGCCGGACCCUGCAGUACCUCAGCCAGGGCGACGUCGUGUUCAAGAGCUCGGUGAAGGUGAUGACCGUGAACUACAACACGGCGGGAGAGCUGAGCGAAGGCGCAAGAAAGUUCGUGUUUUUCAACAUCCCCCAGAUCCAGUACAAGAACCCCUGGGUGCAGAUCAUGCUGUUCAGGAACAUGACUCCCUCGCCCUUCCUCCGGUUCUACCUGGACAGUGGCGAACAAGUUUUGGUUGACGUGGAAGAUAAAACCAACAAAGAGAUAACAGAGCACAUUAAAAAAAUCCUGGGGAAAAGCAAAGAAAUGCUUGCAAAAGAAGAAAGAGAAAGGGAAAAACUAUCACAUCCAGCAACCUUCGGGCCCAAGAAGUAUCAUCUGCGAGAAUGCAUGUGUGAGAUUGAAGGCCAAGUUCCCUGCCCUGCUUUUGUACCAUUGCCCAAAGAGAUGAGGGGAAAAUACAAAGCUGCUAUGAAAAAUGAGGCAUGAACCUGACAUUUCAAGAUCUCAAGUCAUGCAGCUCUUUUUCCUCAGGGCUGCAUAAUGAAGGUGCUUCAGUGAGAGACAAGAGCCAGCAGUUCCUGGGAACAGGAACAAGCAAGUUCGUUCAAUACAGACAACUCUGCCUCAUAAGCCUUCUUACAUCUACAACUAAAAUAAUUAUGUGAAAAAUAAAUAAAAGUUAAAACUUGUACCAAAAAAAGCUGGUACUGCAAGUCAACACUGGAAAACAAAAUUAAAUAGUCUUAUUUCCUG
Molecule: messenger RNA, 829 nt
Organism: Motacilla alba alba
Lineage: Eukaryota; Metazoa; Chordata; Aves; Passeriformes; Motacillidae
Gene: MRPS25
Product: mitochondrial ribosomal protein S25
Exons: 4
Coding region: 47-562 (171 amino acids)
Cellular component (GO): mitochondrion
Molecular function (GO): structural constituent of ribosome
Source: RefSeq, a predicted model, not a curated record